Triticum turgidum subsp. durum (durum wheat) is the source of this 1362-nucleotide messenger RNA. The record is from the annotation of a GenBank genome assembly. NCBI's taxonomy places the organism in Eukaryota, Viridiplantae, Streptophyta, Magnoliopsida, Poales, Poaceae.
AUGGCGAGCGGGGCGGACCGCAUCAGCGCCCUCCCGGAGGACAUCCUCCACCACGUGCUCCGCCUCCUGCCGGCUCAUGAGGUGGUGCGGACGUGCUUGCUCGCCCGCCACUGGCGCGGAGUCUGGAGGUCCGUGCCCACCCUCCGCUUCACCGGGGCCAAGGGGUGGGGCAGCGCCGACAUGUUCGCCCAAUUUGUGGACCACUUGCUCCACCUCAGGUACGAGGGCGACGGUCCGCCUCUGGAUUCCUGCGAUUUCGACUUUGAUUCCGACGGAUUCAUGCUGUUGCCCGCUAAGGAGUGGCAUGCGAGCACCUGGCUCUGGAAAGCCCUGCCUCGUGUUCGGGCUCUCCGGCUCCGGCUUCGUAUUGUCGACGAGCAGGAAGCCUUGCCACUAUCUUAUAUGCAUCUCUUCUCCCAGCACCUCACGAGAUUAGAGCUUGUUGGUGUCUCUUUCAACAACAGCGUCGCUGAUUUUUCAGGCUGUCCGGCAUUGGUGGAACUGAGUAUGGAUACUUGUGACGUCUUUAUGAAACAACUGCUGUCUCCAUCCUUGAAACAUCUGCGAAUUGCCCGCUGCUAUAUUUCUGAUCGUUACCGCAUUCUUAUUUCUCUACGAAAUCUUGUUUUGCUUGAGUUGAUCGAAUGCCACCGAGGAAGGGUUCCAUUGCUUGGAAGCUUGCCGCGGUUAGCAAGAGCUGUUGUGGUGCUUAACGAGCAUUGUGCUGAUCAAUGCUCUCAGGAUCGGCUUGAUAGUUGUGGUGCUGGGAGAAGAGAUAUUUGUUAUGGUUGUUAUUAUUAUUAUGGAGAUCCUGGACAUGGGCCUCAUUAUGACCGCAACGACUGCAUCUUUCUCAAAGGUUUAUCAGAAGCCACAGACUUGGAGUUGUCAGCUGAUUCUGUUGUGACUGUUCUCAACAGGGAUUUGAAGUGGUGCCCUACAUUUACCAAGUUAAAGACUUUGCUACUAAAUGAUUGGUGUUUGGCUGCUGACCACAAUGCACUAAUUUGCUUUCUCCAACACUCACCAAUUUUGGAGAAGCUUACCCUUCAACUUUCUGAGGGACCUUCAUAUGUAACUGAAGCAGAAGGAAUAUACAAACCAUUGGGACAGUCAGUUGCAUCCAACUGUCUUAAGAUUGUUGAAAUCAAAUGUGCAAAUGUUGAUAAAAAGGUUCACCAAAUUUUGAAGAUACUGACUACUUAUGGCAUACACCUUGAGAAAAUUAGUGUCCAACAAACUAGCGGAAUUCCUGGAUCUGGGUGUGAGUUAAACUGUUGGCACUCUUCAAGCUACUUAUAUUUCCAUUUGUUAUUGUGUUUAUGCGCUAUACAACAGUCAGUGAAGAAAAUCUCAAACUAA